UCCACCAGCAGAAGAACCAUGGCAGCGACUCUCUGUCAGGUGAUGGGCUUCCUCCUGAGUCUGUUAGGUUUGGGGGGGAUGAUCGCAGCGACAGGGAUGGACCAGUGGGCGACCGAGGAUCUCUACGACAACGUGGUGACAGCCAUCUUCUCCUACUCGGGCCUGUGGAAUUCCUGCGUCCGGCAGAGCUCCGGCUUCACUGAGUGCCGGCCGUAUUUCACCAUUCUGGGACUGCCAGCUCUGCUCCAGGCCGUGCGGGCUCUGAUGAUUGUUGGAAUCAUUCUUGGAGCCAUCGGUGUCCUCAUCGCCAUAUUUGCCCUGAAGUGCUUGAAGAUUGGGAACAUGGAGGACAGCAUCAAGGCCACGAUGACUCUGACGUCUGGGGUCAUGAUCAUUCUGGCAGGAGUGUGUGGCAUUGCUGGGGUGUCUGCCUUCGCUAACUUGGUUGUGCAAAGCUUCCGGUUCACCACAUAUGCCGAUGGCGGCUAUGGUGGCGGUGGCGGCUAUGGUGGUUUUACUAACCAUGUCUUCUUCAGGUACACUUUUGGCCCCGCUCUGUUCGUGGGCUGGAUCGGGGGGGCUGUCCUCUUCAUCGGGGGCAUCAUGCUGUGUCUGGCCUGCCGUGGAAUGACUUCAGAGACGACCCAGCGGUAUGAUGGGAUGGCCUACAAAGCGCCCUCUCACCCCACGAUCUACAGGUCUGACACCAGACCCUCGUACAAGGCUCCCAGCGUGGACGGGAGGUCCAACCAGAGAUUUGACUACGUGUAAACUCAUUCUCUCUCAUAGAUAUACCUCUCUGUAACACUCUGCUGCUCUGUCAUGCUGUUUCUGUUUUGUGUUUUUCUCUACUUUA
Messenger RNA from Trematomus bernacchii (emerald rockcod), 856 nucleotides. Its product is annotated as claudin-18-like. Gene Ontology annotation, molecular function: structural molecule activity. The coding region runs from base 19 to 771 and encodes 250 amino acids. The transcript is spliced from 5 exons. Gene Ontology annotation, biological process: bicellular tight junction assembly; cell adhesion. NCBI's taxonomy places the organism in Eukaryota, Metazoa, Chordata, Actinopteri, Perciformes, Nototheniidae. Gene Ontology annotation, cellular component: plasma membrane; bicellular tight junction. The record is from RefSeq and is a predicted model, not a curated record.